UACUGUGAUGACGAUGAUCUGAUCUCGUUCCUCAGGCACUUUUUGAACAUGUCCGAGAACAGCCAGAAAUGUCGGUAGACGACAUGCUCUGGUGGCUUUACGACACAUAUAAGAUUGUUGUCGGCACGCGCACAAUUCGACGGGUUUUCGAGCGAAAAGGCGACAAAGGUCUGACGAAAGUAAAGGGCAAAUCUUUCCGCAGGCGCAGCACCAACGGAGGGGCAGAGGAGGGCGAGGACGAUACUAUCAUGGCCAGCGAAGGACUUCAUGACGGUCUGUCGCAAGGACAACCGUUACAGAACGCCGAUGCGCAGUACCAAUCACCUUUCGCGCCAAUGACAUCUGAGCUUCCCGCAGAGCAGCAGCUCGUUCAGGCUUUCCAGCAGCAGACUGCUCAGCAUACUUAUCCUCCUCCACCGACGACAGAUCUUGAUGGCGAUCUGCCAGAUGACGAAGAGACGCUACAACUACAACUCGAGCAGAUCGCACUGCAAAAGCGCGAAGUUGAGCUGAAGCUCAAGAUGCGUCGCCUACAGAGCAGUCGAGGAAUCUCCACCACCCAGCCAGCUGUCGCGUCGGAUCCCUCGCCCAGCAUUCUCUACAAUCCCAAUGCAGUCAUUCCAACCGGACCGAAACGCGAUUCGCGCAGCAAAAAGAAGAUUGAAGAAUCCAAGCGCCGCACCGCCGAGCGUCAAGAGCGCAUGCUUCGUGAGCUCGAACGACGCAGCCGACGCCGCGACCACCUCACAGCAGAAUGGGUGACGAGCAAGGACAUCUGGCCAUUGCGCGCUCAGGGCCUACUAGCUGAUCUGAUGCACCGUUACGCCUGCUACACUUUUGGACAAAAUUCACAGGAGUCGUUCGAGGUCAUGUACCAGGAGUUGUACCAGCUGGUGGACCUGACCAAAGGCGAUUGGUUGCCGGGUCUCCACGAUGAGAUGCUGCGGGAACGUAUGAAGCGCAAGAUGGGCCAGUUGCGCGCCAAGAUGCAGAAGACGGGCGAGAUCGUGCCGCGGAAUGACGGCUACGGCGGGUUCCAGAAGAGCGAGGAUUACACCGGCGAGCAGGCCGGCGCGAUGGUCGGCGGCGCAGACGAGAGCGAGCUAGUCUCAGAGUUGACGGGAUCCCUGGCGGCCGGCGAUGAGGAUGCCUCGGCGGCAGCGGUGGUGGCGGCAGCAGCGGCAGCGGUUCAACAACAACAGCAGCAGCAGCAACAGGCACAACAGGCGCAGCAACAGGCGCAGCAAUCUCAGCAGCAGCAGCAACAGUCGCAGCAACCCCAACAAAUCCAUUACGAGCCUGUCGUGCCUGAUCAUCACCUGCAAACGAGUCUGCCCUAUGCAAUUUCGCCACAGUAUCCUAUGAUGGAUCAGAAUCUCCUCCGCGCGCAGGGCCCAUUCUUCACCGAAUCGCAUAUGUAGAGAGAAGACUUUCCUUAUACUGAUGACUUUUAUGACCUUCGCUUUCCAUUCACGAAACCUACCAACAUUGCCUUUCUUCUCCAUCAGCUUCGCUAGGAGUUGCAUAUAAUAUCUGAAUGGAAAAACCCUGCGAGAAUGUCGAUCUUUACGCAUAUUCCUUAACACAUCUAACGGCAACUAGGGGGAUAAA
Dissoconium aciculare CBS 342.82 is the source of this 1611-nucleotide messenger RNA. RefSeq lists its product as uncharacterized. The record is from RefSeq and is a predicted model, not a curated record. Lineage: Eukaryota; Fungi; Ascomycota; Dothideomycetes; Mycosphaerellales; Dissoconiaceae. The coding region runs from base 69 to 1421 and encodes 450 amino acids. The transcript has a single exon.